Messenger RNA from Ustilago hordei, 801 nucleotides. RefSeq lists its product as uncharacterized. The record is from RefSeq and is a predicted model, not a curated record. The coding region runs from base 1 to 801 and encodes 266 amino acids. NCBI's taxonomy places the organism in Eukaryota, Fungi, Basidiomycota, Ustilaginomycetes, Ustilaginales, Ustilaginaceae. The transcript has a single exon.
AUGCAGGAUCGAGAAUUCACCAUGGCCAAGUCGCUGCUCACAGUGCUCUCCGGUCGAUCUCGCAGCACCAAGGCCGCCAAGGCACCUAGUAGCAGCAGCAGCAAGAAAGCAUCGAACAGCUCCAAAUCCACAUUUACACAUGCUUAUCGUUCGAGCCGCCUCCAUCGCUUCGAUGACAAGUCCGGUCCACCGCCACCACGUGGAUCGCUCACCAGCGAAAAGCUCUCGUACCUUGACUGGCGUCUGAAGCGUAUCAAUCACGUUCGCCAAGAGUCGGAAGGCUCGCCGCUUUGCUGGAUCGAUGGCCGCGACACCAUCGGUCGCACCUCGUUCGAUGUACGAGUUGAACAAGAGCUUGAAGAGCGCACCGCAGCCGUCACUGUCGCCCCUGCACCAAAAGUGCCACAGGCAGCACCUAUGAUGCCCAGCCGUAUGGCACCCAUCUAUGAGGACGAGAAAGCAGCAGGCAUCAAGGCACUCGAACACGCAUUUGCUCGAGACAGCGUUUUGGCAUCGAUGCCGUAUCUGGCCAAGCGAGACUCGAGCUCGGGUUCGGAAAUGUCGGGUUCGUCAGAUCAGCAAGCCUCGCAUGCUUCUGGAGUGCUUCACGCAACCGCAGACAAGGAUGUCGGCGGCGUCUACUUUAGCAAGCCUCGCAAGUCAUUCUUGACACGUGCUGGCACUCGUUUCAACAAGAAGAAGACCGAGACAGUUGGCCAAGACGCUGCCGAGUCAAGACCAGCUUCUCGAGGCAGCCGUUCUCUCUCUCGCAUGUGGAAGCGCCAGACAUCUGUUGCUUAA